Messenger RNA from Nilaparvata lugens (brown planthopper), 6735 nucleotides. It is a transcript of the gene brv2, whose product is annotated as polycystic kidney disease protein 1-like 2. Gene Ontology annotation, molecular function: protein binding. The record is from RefSeq and is a predicted model, not a curated record. The transcript has 18 exons. The coding region runs from base 305 to 3253 and encodes 982 amino acids. Lineage: Eukaryota; Metazoa; Arthropoda; Insecta; Hemiptera; Delphacidae.
GCCAAGACUGUCAAUGGAGAUACGUACGAAUUUGUUAUACCCUUUGAAGCCAAUAAAGGGUAUGACUUCUUUUACGUUGGGCUGUUGCCUGGAAAAGAUAUAUCACGUUUGAGUAGUCGUUACUCUUGCUAUUAUUAUUUAUCACUGGAGAAUGCGUUUCAUUUUGUCAGUUUAACUAUGAUUCCAGACAAGUGAAAAUGCAAGUAUUGAAUACUCUUUUGAAGUUUUCGACUCGAGUUGUGCAUCAUGGAUAGGCGAUGAGUGGAGGAGUAGCAUUUGCAAGCCAGUCGAGAUAAACAAGAAUAUGCUGACCUGUCGUUGCCAGCAUUUGUCAGUGUUUGGAGGCUCUAUAUUUGUUGCACCCAACAAAGUGGAUCCAAUAAACGACAUUGAGCUAUUUGUGACGGUCUUCAACAACCCUUACAUAGCCGUCAUUGUCAUUCUAUGUCUUAUAUUGUAUGUUAUACUUUUUAUUUGGGCAUGGCGAAAAGACAAACAAGACGAUUCUUAUGCAAAACUUAUACUGCUGAAGGACAAUAUUGUUGGUGAUAGCAACGCAUAUGUUGUGGUUGUUUACACUGGCAUUAGAAUUGCUGCUGGAACUACAUCUAAUGUCGGCAUACAGAUUUUUGGGUCGGACGCUUCCAGUAGGGUUCAUAUUCUAAAGGGUGUUGAUGAAGACAGGGAGGUUCUGCGAAGAGCGUCAGAUGACUGGUUUCUGCUUUUCACGUCAUCACCGCUUGGUAAACUCGAAAAAAUACAUAUUUGGAUCGAUUUUAGCGGCUCUAAUCCAUCUUGGUAUUGCAGUAAAAUAGUGAUAAUUGAUGUUGCCAAUGGUGAUGAGUACAUAUUCAUGGUGGGCAAAUGGUUAACAAUACUGACAAACAACGGUGAACUAGAGUUACUUUGGAACUGUGCUCCCAGUGAAAAGACAAGGAAGCGAGCAGAAUUAGCUCAGUUCAAUACAAUUUAUGGAUUCAGAGAGGGUCAUGCAUGGUCUGCUGUCUUCAAUCGACAUCCAAGGAGUCCAAUCACAAGAAAAGAACGUCUCUCAGUCACCUUAUGCUUUUUGCUCAACACCAUGCUACUCAGUCUAAUGUUUUAUGGAGCUGCCCGUGGAACGAAUAUGGACUACCCGACUUAUACUUUGAGAAUGAGAGAUAUCAUGAUUUCGGUGCAAAGCAUGGUUAUAUCAAUUCCAGUAUCUUUAUUAAUAGUUUAUUGCUUCAAGAAAAGCAGGGGAAAACUUGAUAAAGUUAGAAGAGAGAGAAGAAAAGGCGGAGGAUGUUGUGGCUUUAUAUUGUACCAUGUGACUCGUCUAUUUGAAGGAUUUCUCACUUUCAAGCCAUUACAAGCGGUUGUUGUUUCAACUGAAGUCGAAAAAGGACAAAAAUCUCGAGUUUGGUUUCUUCUUGGUUGGUCGCUGUGUGUAUUCUUCAUUCUAUUGGAUUCAUACUUGAUCAUUUUGUAUAGCCUGAAAUUUGGACGUAGAAAGAGUUUGAAUUGGUUGACAGCUGUAACAUUGGGACAAUUUCAAGGAACAUUUAUUUUUGAACCAGUGAAAGUAACUUUAUUUGCUGUUCUUCUAGCUGUUAUAUUCAGGAAACAACCUCGUGUUGGUACGUACAAAAUAAAAGAGUUGAAGCCAGAAGAAAUGGCUUCAUCGGAUGUAUCACCGACCAUCAGAAACAGUGACGAGUAUAAACCACCCAGCAAGGAUAGAGUACAGAAACUAAAACAAACAUACCUCCCCUACUGGGAACAGAAAUGGCUACUAUUCAAUUUGAUACUGACUUUGAUCAUCAUUAUGCUCUGUGGUGUUGUCAUCCACCAGAUAGGCAACACUCGGCUUUACUACAAUACGUCGCAUAUCACUGAGAUGCUGACUGCUCCAAAAGCAGGCACCAUUGCAUUCAAGAAUGUCACAAAUAGCACUGAAUUUUAUGAGUACGUUAAAAAAAAUCUUCUGCCUGCACUGUAUUUGAAAUCCUGUUACAAUGAAACGGCUGAAAUCCCUUUCACAUCUGAUUGUUUCAAUCAUUUGGUUAAAAUACCCCAGAUUCGACAGAGAAGAGUUGUGAGAGGUUUAUGUAGGGUUCCAGAAAUUUUGAAAAAUGUAACAGACCAAUGUCAAGCAUUGCUGAGUGAUGAAACAGAGGAUAAAGCAACAUACGAGUAUUCUUGGUUGAAGAGAGACAUAUAUAAUUUAAAUCAAGAUGUGCAAUCACCAUGGAAGUACGAAGAAGCAGAGAAAUAUGAAUAUCCAGAGCAGCAUAUUGGUGAAACUGAAACUACGGUUCCAGUACUUAGUGGUUACACAGCAAAGCUCGAUCAAACUUUACAGACAUCUGUGGAGAAGUUGACUUACUUGAAGAAUAAUAAUUGGAUUGACGCAUUAACUCGAGAGCUAUUUGUUGAGUUUAUUCUCUACAAUGCCAAUACCGACAUGUACUGUUUGGUACGCUUACAAGUGAUCCAUCCAGCCACUGGAGUUUACCAAACCCGCAUCCACGUGAAUUCUUUGGUCAUCGAUUUGAUCAGAACCAAUCCUGUGGUGAUGAUCUGCUUUUUUUGUGUCGCUUGUCUAGUUUUAUUGUUAGCUUGGCGAGCGUUAUCCAAUCUACUGCUUUAUGGGUUUUUCGAAUAUGCAACUCGCCCUGUUCAUAUUUGGGAAUUCUGUUCUGCAGUCACAGGUCUAUUCUAUAUAUUCUGGUUUUCCAUUAAAUAUCUGGAGUUCUUCAUGUAUUCAGAACACACGAAACAAUCUUUCCAAAAAGACUAUAUUCCGUUUUCUGUGAUUGGUGUAAAACAGCACUUGAAAUUUAUCCUGAUGUAUUUGAUGGGGCUCGUUACUAUGGUUUUUAUAUGCUCGUUUCGUUUUGGUAAGCCUUUUGAAGUGAUGAUUUCAACCAUGUGGUAUUCAACACCCAAGGUUUUCGCUAUUGCAAAGAUAUCAUUACUUUUUGUUUCGAUUGUUGAUAUAAUGUUUGUCUUGUCUCAAAAUCCACCUAUAUUUCGACUUGUUUAUCCAUUCCAUUAUCAAUCGCAUUUGUCAAGUAGUAAAACUCUGUUUACAAGUAAAUCACUUGAAUUUUCUCUUCGUUUAAUUUUCUAUUUAGCUCACACUUUGUCUUUGGUAUUUGUUCUAAUCAGCUAUAUUGAGUCGCGUUAUGAAUGUGUUGGACGUAAAUCAUACAAUCUUUUGCAUUUCAUUCAUGAGAACUAUUUGCGGAAAUGUUGGAGGAGAUCUUGAAAUGAUGGAGCAAUGCGAUUCUCCAAAAUCAAAUACGAUGCUGACCAAAUAACAUUGGAUAGCUAUAUACCUUGUUAGUAUCUUUAGAAUUGUUUCAAUGCCAUGCAUUUCUCUGUCUUUCUGUAAUUUUCAUGAAAUUAAAAUGCGCUCCACCAUCGUGACUACAGAAGGAUGUAGGCCUACUUGGAGAAUGAUAUUAUGGAAUAUUAUCUAUUUAUUUUUGAAGUGACUAAUCUUAUAAUUCUCAAUUUAUUUUUUGUGAUGCACUCACUGUUUUGCACUCCGUUUAUAAGUCAAUGGCUGAUGUAUUCUGUAAAUCACUUGUUACUGUGAUUUUUUUUGAAGAUGUUUGUUUUUUUAAAGAUGAUGGGUUUCAUGGUGACCUUCUUCUGUUGAAUCUCCAAAAAUAUUGAAAUAAAGAAAAGGUUGUUGGUUUCAAUGGUAGAUUUAUAAAGAUUUAUCUUAGCUUCGUCUUCUACGAAGUUAUUCUGCUGUUUUCGAGUAUGAAUAAAGUGUUUUUUAUCAAUAUUUAAUCUCAUCAUUUUUUAAUAAUAUCUUAGGAAACAUGAAUAGAACGUUAACUAAUGUCAAUUCGCCAAGAUAUUGAAAAAUGAACGAAUAUUAUUUGCACUCAUCCAUUAAUUUGAUGUACGGUAAUUCGGCAUUUUUUAUAUUAUAUUAUGUGAAAAAACUAUUCAUUCGGUACAACAAAAUCUUCAAAAUCUAGAUGAAAUUUAUCAGAUAGAACAACAUUGUACUAGGAAAAUAACAAUUUGAUUUGAAUUAUUUUUUCAAUUAAUUUACUUUGUUCAUUCAUAAUUUAAAUAAUGAGUAAGUCUAUUUUCCUUCUGAUGAGUGGAUUGUACAUACUAUGAUGCUUGGAAAAUGGAUGAUUACAGUACAAUAACAUGAUUUUGUAUUCAACAUUUAUGCGGAUUGGUUGAAAAUAGACUUGGAGAGAAUUGGCUAUGAUUACAGUAGCGGAUAGCAUAGGCGUGUAUUACAUAUGCAAAUAAUAAGGGGCAGACUGGGAAGUGAUAUUAAUCACACAAUGAAGAGCAACCAUCCAUCUUUCGAGAGAAAAGGAUAUCCUUUGAGGCGAAAUGAAAAGGACGUGAGCAAUUGUGAGUGAGUGAUAUGAGUGCAUUUUCCUUACCAAUUUAGGAUGUAGCCCUCACAAGGUCACUGCAACGUUCUGCCAGUAUGCUGUCUACUGUUCUUAACAACAGUUACUUUUGUCUUGUACAUUUUCACAUUGUAGCCUACACUACUCGAUUUCAUCAUAAAGCUCAAACAAUCUGAUUAGUUUUAAUUGAGAUAUUGCUGAUUAAAUUUCAUUCAUAAUGGUCUUGUAACAUUUAAUUAGAAAGUAUCUACAUACCGUAAUAUACUAAAAUUAAAUGGAAGACUAUCAUAUUAUGUACAAGUUUGUAUAAUAUUAAUAUUGUUGAUGAGUUGGAAUUCAUUGCCACUGACCUUAUUUUUAUUUUAGACAUAGCUGAUUGAAUUUCAUUCUUUAUAAUUAUCUAAUUGAAAUGAUGAACGCCUAACAACUCAUUAUUUGGAACAGAAUUCUUCCUAUCCUUGAAAUAAAGUCAUUAGCUUAAUAUUAACAAUCUUAUAUCAUUAUAAAAUGAAAAAUUGCUGUCAAAGAAUUUCAAGAACAAUUAUUAUCCAUGAAAUUCGAUUUUGCAUUGAAUAAUGCAAGAAAAUGCAUUAACUUAAUGUUGUAUAAAUUGCAUAUAGGACUAAAUUAAAUUUUAUUGUUACUGCGAAAGAAAAAUGGUUAUAUAAAAAAAUGCUUCGUAUGUACGAUUUUAAUCGUACCACAUGACUAAAAUAAUUAUUUUUUUACAGAAAAUUUUAAAAAAUUGUUCUUAACCAAUUGAUUCACAUUGCUUGAAAAUGUAUUCAAUAAAUUCAAUGUUAAAAAGCAUAGAAGAUGUUUUGUGAUAUAUUGCUUGUGUCUUAUUUACUGAAUAUUGUAUUUAAUUGCUCAAUCCAUUAAAUAAAUAAUUAUUUAAUUUAAACAUUUUAUAUAUAGACCUACGGUAAUGCAUUAAUAUCGGGCUUCGCUCGUUAUUUUUAUUUAUUGAUAAACAGAACACAAUUCUCUAAAAUGAUCGUGUUUACAUUUCACAGUUGCCAAGGAUGAGACCUAGUGCAAUCGAAUUUUUAUAUCAUAAACCUACUAUGUUCCAAAUUUCGUGAAAAUCAUUAGAGCCGUUUUCGAGAUCCGUUGAACAUAAAUAACCAGAUAUAAAUAUAUAAAGAUACAGAAAUUGCUCGCUUAAUAUAAUAGGAAUAUCGGGGGACCGAGCUCUGCACUGGAGUGUAAAAGCAUAGAAAAUUUGUAACGAAAGAUUUAAUUUAUAGUUUAUAUUUAUUUAUUCAUUUUUACAGUUAUAUGGGGAGGCACAACAGGCUAAUGCCCAAAAUUGUCCCUUUUCAAAUUUAUACUACAGUCCAAAUCAAAAUCUAGGUUAAGCUACUAUCACUCAUCAAAAUAACAAUUUAUUCACACUUCAAAAAACAAACACAUCAUCAAUUAAAAAUAAUCAAAUCCGCACCACUACCUGUUUGAUUGACGAAGGGAGCACAGCUCCCGAAAAUUUUCGUUUGAAAUGUAAGUUUUUAAGGCUAUGUACACAUUGUAGCGUCGCACCGCGCGGUUUGAGACGCGCGUCCGACCGCGCGGUGCGAUAUACAAUGGAGAUAAUGGCAGCGUCCACAUGCACCACUCACUCAAAUCUGGACGCGCCGCGCACUGCGCCGCCCAGACUUUCAACCUGAACCGCGCGGCGACAGCGCAGUUCCCAGUACACUACAGUCAGUUGGACUGUACACAUGAGAGCAGUCGGACGCGAGAUUUGAUCUAGUUCACUUGUUUUGUGUAGUGAUUUUACAGCAACUCUGUUCAGUGUGCAGCCAUGGAAAUGAACAAUUUUGACACAGAAUUGUUUAUAGAAGAAGUAAAAAGUCGACAUGUUAUAUGGGAUAUGGCGAGUCCUGAUUACAAGAACAGAACAAGAACUUAAUGCCAAGUCGUCUUUUACGAUCUCCAACAACUCGUCAAAAGAUGAAAUCGACAUUCGCAAAUAGUUAAAAAAUUUGGGUUCGUAUGUCCUCAAGUUAGGGUAAAGUGUCACAAAAGCACCAUGCGUUAAUCUAUCGGUCAAAAUAGGAUGAACCCAAAAGUUUCUUUGCCUUCUUUUUCUCGCUUUAUAUCUACGAUACACAAGCCACAUACAUGUUACCUCUUCAACUUCCAUUGCUAAACUGGAGGUGGACGCCGCGUAUACAACGCUCGCAUGUGUACAACUGCAGAAUUUUGGACGCGCGUCGCACCGCGCUUCUACCAUGUGUACUUAGCUUAAGUGUUUUUAAUCUAUCUGUGUCGUGUGUAUCCUGUUUCAAUUUAUAUUAUAAAACUAUAUAUAAAUAUAUAUACUAUGAAUUCGAUUUAGAAUGAUAUACUAUGU